AUGAAGCUACAAUCGGCACUCCUCCUGUUCAGCUUGACAUUGGCCUUGGGCCAGAUUGUUCCCCGGAGGAACUGGUGUCCUGCGCCACUAUCUCCGAGAUUGCCAAGGCUGAUGGUACCCGUUCGACUCAUCAUCAUUCAUCAUACGGUCACGGCUCCCUGCUUUAAUCCCCACCAGUGUCAGUCGGCACUUCGACAAAUUCGUGCUGAUCAUCUGCGCAGAAAAUUCAGGGAUAUAGGCUAUAACUUCCUGAUCGGCGGCGAUGGUCGAAUCUACGAAGGUUUGGGUUUCGGCAUCCGAGGGGAACACGCUCCCCACUAUAACAGUCAAUCGAUUGGGAUUGCUUUCAUUGGCAACUUUCAGACUGGAUUACCUCCUCACCAGAUGUUACAAGCUGCCCGUACUCUUAUCCAAAUCGCCGUACAGCGUCGCCAGGUUUCGCCAAGUUAUUCUCUUGUGGGACAUUGCCAAACUAAGGCCACAGCUUGUCCGGGAAAACAUCUUCUGGAUGAGCUAAAAAAGUGGCCACGCUGGCAGCCAAAACCUUAG
This is a messenger RNA of Drosophila eugracilis, 549 nucleotides long. RefSeq names its product peptidoglycan-recognition protein SB2 (gene PGRP-SB2). The transcript is spliced from 2 exons. The record is from RefSeq and is a predicted model, not a curated record. Gene Ontology annotation, molecular function: zinc ion binding; N-acetylmuramoyl-L-alanine amidase activity; peptidoglycan binding. Lineage: Eukaryota; Metazoa; Arthropoda; Insecta; Diptera; Drosophilidae. Bases 1 to 549 code for a protein of 182 amino acids. Gene Ontology annotation, biological process: innate immune response; peptidoglycan catabolic process.